Molecule: messenger RNA, 1287 nt
Organism: Fulmarus glacialis (Northern fulmar)
Lineage: Eukaryota; Metazoa; Chordata; Aves; Procellariiformes; Procellariidae
Gene: SYTL2
Product: synaptotagmin-like 2
Exons: 8
Biological process (GO): exocytosis
Cellular component (GO): exocytic vesicle; plasma membrane
Molecular function (GO): neurexin family protein binding
Source: RefSeq, a predicted model, not a curated record
AGUGAUGACAGAGAGACAGAUACAGCAUCAGAAAGCAGUUAUUCCCUUGGCAGAAUCAAGAAGAGUCCCAGCUCUCUAACCAAUCUUAGCGGCUCUUCUGGCAUGGCCUCCUUAUCCUCUGUGAGCGGAAGUCUAAUGAGCAUCUAUAGUGCAGACUUUGGCAAUGUUGAUGUGAAGGGGAACAUUCAGUUUGCUCUUGAUUAUGUAGAACAGCUGAAUGAGCUCCACAUUUUUAUUUGCCAAUGUAAAGACUUGGCAGUGGCAGAUGUUAAGCGACAGCGUUCAGACCCGUAUGUAAAGACCUACUUGCUUCCAGAGAAAUACAAGCUGGGCAAACGGAAGACCUCUGUGAAAAAGAAAACUUUUAAUCCAGUCUAUAAUGAAAUACUGCGGUAUAAAAUUGAGAAGGGUGUCCUAAAGAACCAAAGCCUUAAUAUCUCUGUCUGGCACAACGAUACCUUUGGGAGGAAUAGCUUCCUUGGUGAAGUGGAGCUGGAUUUAGGAACUUGGGACUGGAAUGAUAAAUCCAACAAGCAGAUCAACUGGUUUCCACUCAAGCCAAGGACUACAACAAUGGCUCUUGAACUAGAAAACAGAGGGGAGAUGAAACUAGCUCUCCAGUAUGUCCCACACCCUGUUGGAGGAAAGAAGACUGUAUCUACUGGUGAGGUCCACAUCUGGGUGAAGGAAUGCCAUGACCUUCCUCUUCUGAGAGGCAACAGGCUCAACUCUUUUAUUAAGUGUACCAUUCUUCCAGACACUAGCAGAAAAAGUCGCCAGAAAACAAGAACAGUAGCAAAAACUACAAACCCAGUAUUCAACCACACCAUGGUCUACGAUGGCUUUAGGCCAGAAGACUUGAAAGAAGCCUGCAUAGAACUCACAGUCUGGGAUCACAACAAACUAGCCAACCACUUUCUGGGAGGCCUCAGGAUAGGCCUUGGAACAGGCAAAAGCUAUGGAACUACAGUAGACUGGAUGGAUUCUACUUCAGAUGAAACUGCCCUUUGGGAGAAGAUGAUGAACUCACCGAACACAUGGAUAGAAGAUACACUACCUCUCAGGAUGCUAAUGGUUGCAAAAUUGACAAAAUAAAGUGGCUUUUUAAUUGCUAGUGUCAAAAAGAAACCUUGGGAAUGAAACUAAAGGUGUGGGGGUGAAACUUGGAAGAGGAAUACAGUAUCUCUUUUCACGGUCUCUGCUUCGUUGCUGUUUUGGUUUCAUGCUGUCAAAUGUCACUUCAUAUUUCAAAUUAAACUUCUGCCUGCAGAUUUUUAUGUAAAUUUA